UCUCUCCCGCCCUCAAAUCUAUCCGUUAACCCUAAUUUCUCUCUCUCUGCAAAUUUUCUCUUCUUCCAUUGAAGAGGAGAAAAAAAGAAACAAAAGAAAAUCAAUAAUUAUAAAGGGUAAAAUGGGGAAAUUACUAUGUGAUUCAGCGACGGCGGUUCCAGAGAAGACAUUUCAAGAUCCGUCGCCGGCGGUGGGGGUGGUGGUGCCGGAGCUUCAUUGGAGAGAUGCCAGCAACGGUGGUUCACUCGAAGAUAAUGUAACUCGGACCGUCACGUGGAACGAUGUGAUUGGAUUAGAGGAGCAACAGAAACGUCAUUUACAGAAGCUUCACGCCAAAGGCGUAUUAUGGAAACAACCAAACAACGGCGAAUCACCGCCAAGAUCGGUGGUUUUCCGUCUUUCUCACGGCGGAGAGGUUUCUUCCGACGGAAACUGUCUCUUCACGGCGUCUCAAAGAGCUAUGAUGGCGCGUGAGAUAGACGCGCGAGAUCUGAGGCGACGGACGGUACAGCGGUUCACGGAGGAUUACGGAUCCGCAACGGAAAAGGAGAAGGAAACGAUAAAUGAGGCUAUAAAGCACAUGUAUUCACCAGAUCUGAAGAACGGCUGGGGUAUUCACGUGGUUCAAGAACUCAAACUUUUAGCGGCAAAAUCUGAUCGCGUCGCCUUAGAUUCUUCGAUUGAAGAGCUCGUUCAGAUCGGCAUGCAAAGGGAAUUAGCGGCGGAAUCGAUAUAUAAAGAGAGAUGUACGGCGGUGGAUGACGGAAUAAGCUGGGCGAAGUAUAUGGGUGUGAGUGGGUCGCCGGAGGAAGAUGAAUAUGAUAUAAUAACAUUGCAAUAUACGGAGGAGGGUUUGUUAUCUGUUGAUGAGAAUAGAUUGGGUUAUGCUGCUGCUUUUGGCGACGACAUUGCUAUUGAAUGUCUUGCUACUGAGUUUAAACGCGAGAUUUACGUGGUGCAAGCACAUGGAUCUGAUGCAAUGGUUGAUGAGGAAAAUUGCGUUUUCUUCCUUCCACAUCGUCCACGGAGUGAAAUUUGUGAUCUUCCUUUCUUUCUAUUUAUGAAAGGAACAGGAUGGUGUGGUGCGGGAGCUGAUCAUUACGAGCCAUUGAUUGCUCAUCCUUCGUCUCUUGUUUCGAGUGAGAAAGUUGCUUUAGUACUUUGAUGGAAUAGCCGUAGAUUAGUUCGAAAAUUCUUUCUCCUCCGCAUAGUAUUUAAUUUUCAACAUCAUGAGUUCGAUUCUUUAACAGAGAUCUAAGGGGAGGGAGGAUAAAUUAUUUUUUGUCAAGGUCACGUAGAAUUUGAUCUUUUUGACCGUAGAUUGCAGGUUUGCUGCCUGCUAUUGAGCAAGUGUUGUAGUUCUUCUGGUAGCGAUUUUUUUGCCGGCCUUUUUUAUUGUUGUUGUUGAGUUUAAGAGGGUGAUUUUUUGAGUCGUUUACAGGUACUCUUCUGUCCAAGCUUGGAUGGAUGGUACCAUUCUGAUGUAUCUCGAGCUGGAUUAAUUUUUUCAAUGAUAGAAUUUAGAAGUGAUUUUUCCUCA
This is a messenger RNA of Mercurialis annua (annual mercury), 1540 nucleotides long. RefSeq lists its product as uncharacterized. Bases 122 to 1165 code for a protein of 347 amino acids. The record is from RefSeq and is a predicted model, not a curated record. NCBI's taxonomy places the organism in Eukaryota, Viridiplantae, Streptophyta, Magnoliopsida, Malpighiales, Euphorbiaceae. The transcript is spliced from 4 exons.